AUGGGCAAACCACAAGGACCAUUGUUUAAGUUGUCUCUUGCAAAUGGUUACGUGAGGUCAUGUCCUUCUGAUUCGGGGACGGGCAGGCAUAGGGGGGUUAAUGCCAGAGUAAAGAGAACCUUUAGGCUUAGAUUAGGGAGCUGGAAUGUAGGUACACUUAAGGGAAAGCUUUUAGAGCUAGAAGACGCUUUGGCUAGGUGUAAAACAGACAUUGCGUGUUUUCAGGAAACUAAGUGGACAGGAGUACAGUCAGACGGCUACCCGGGUGUACAUGGGGGCCUAGGAUUUGGUCGGAGGAAUGAUGAGGGACAUAGGAUAUUGGAUUUCGCUAUUGCGCAUGACCUGGUAAUAGCAAACUCGUUCUUCCUAAAGAGGAAAUCUCAGUUGAUUACCUACCAGAGCGGCGACAAUGAAACGCAGAUCGACUACUUCCUGGUGCGUAAAGGAGACUUCAGGGCUUGUAAAGAUUGCAAGGGUACGAGGGAGACGGUAAAGGCGGUACUAGGGGAAACAAGAGGGACAGGUAGUCAGCGGAAAGGGGGUAGGGAAUCUUGGUGGAUCAGUGAAGAGGUCCAAACCAAGGUUGCGACAAAACUUAGUUGCUUUAAAGAACUUAUCGAGAGCAAGCAAAACGGGACAAAUGAGGACUGGUCCUUGGCUAGGCAGAGAUACUAUGAAGCCAAGAAAGAGGCAAAGAAGAUUGUAGCUAUAGCAAAAGAAAGAGCGUACGAAGAAUUGUAUAAAAAACUAGACUCAAAGGAAGGCAAAAACGAUAUAUUCAGAAUUGCUAAAGCAAGGGAGAGAAAACGUCGGGAUUUAGGAGACGUUAUCUAUAUUAAGGAUAAAAGCGGACGGAGCAUUGUGAAGGUGGAAAACAUUAGGAAAAGAUGGGAAGAGUACUUCGCCAACCUGUUUAAUAGGAGAGAGUCGGGGCGAAGUGAAGGAGGAAUCGAUCACGGUACUCACUCAGACAUAUGUUGCGACGACGACGAUACUCCGAGGAUCAGCCAAGAGGAAGUAAGGCUCGCCCUAAAGAAGAUGGGGAGAAACAAAGCAACAGGUCCAGACCAAAUUCCUAUCGAGGCAUGGAGAUGCUUGGGAGAUGUGGGGAUAAGCUUGCUGACAAGCCUUUUCAACAAGAUUUGGACAAGUGCAAAAAUGCCAGAAGAAUGGAGACUUAGCGAGGUCAUACCUAUCUAUAAGAACAAGGGGGACGUGCAGAGUUGUAGCAACUAUAGCGGCAUUAAACUCCUAAGUCAUACCAUGAAGCUAUGGGAGAGAGUGAUAGAGAUGAGGCUUAGAAGGGUUACAAAGGUGGCAGAGAACCAAUUCGGUUUUAUGACAGGUAGGUCGACAAUGGAGGCUAUUCAUAUCACCAGAAGCCUUAUGGAGAAGUAUAGGGAAAGACAAAAAGCGCUACACUGUGCCUUCUUAGAUUUGGAAAAAGGCAUACGAUAA
Messenger RNA from Erigeron canadensis, 1458 nucleotides. RefSeq lists its product as uncharacterized. The record is from RefSeq and is a predicted model, not a curated record. NCBI's taxonomy places the organism in Eukaryota, Viridiplantae, Streptophyta, Magnoliopsida, Asterales, Asteraceae. The coding region runs from base 1 to 1458 and encodes 485 amino acids. The transcript has 4 exons.